Messenger RNA from Stegodyphus dumicola, 624 nucleotides. RefSeq lists its product as uncharacterized. The record is from RefSeq and is a predicted model, not a curated record. NCBI's taxonomy places the organism in Eukaryota, Metazoa, Arthropoda, Arachnida, Araneae, Eresidae.
AUGCCACAUAACACUUUGAAUUCGUCCCGAGGAGUAAUCUCUGAAAUAGACUUAUUGUCAGUAAGUGAAGAGGAAUUUGUUAAAGAGUUGGCAGAUGAAAACGUGUGUGGUGCUCAUAGGAUCAAAAUACGGAAAGGUCGUCAACUGAUUCUCACUAAACAUGUCAUACUUACCGUCAAGUCUCCUAACCUGCCUAAAAGCAUCAAAGCUGGAUACCUAAACUGCUCAGUCAGGCCGUAUUUACAGAAUCCAAUGCACUGCUUUCAGUGUCAGCACUUUGGACAUGGAAAGACCUCCUGUCGUGGUAGCCUUACGUGUGCUCUAUGUUGCAUCGUUGGCCAUGGCAGUGAAGGUUGCUCUGCUGCCCCCUUAUGUAUAAAUUGUAAAGGUAAGCACCCAGCUUUUUCAAGAUCAUGUCCGAAAUGGCAGACAGAAAAACAAAUUCAAGUUACACAAAAAAUACCACUUGCAGAAGCCAGAAGACUUGUUCUCUCUAAUCAGCCAAGACCCAAUAAAUCUUAUACAUCCGCAACAAAAUCAUUCAGAUCAGUAUCAACCCAAACCACAAUAACCGCACAGGAAAAAGAACUAGCAAUAACAGAAGAUUCUAGAAACGAAAAUUAA